Aspergillus japonicus CBS 114.51 is the source of this 679-nucleotide messenger RNA. Its product is annotated as peroxiredoxin family protein. The transcript has 4 exons. Gene Ontology annotation, molecular function: thioredoxin peroxidase activity. The record is from RefSeq and is a predicted model, not a curated record. The coding region runs from base 1 to 507 and encodes 168 amino acids. Lineage: Eukaryota; Fungi; Ascomycota; Eurotiomycetes; Eurotiales; Aspergillaceae. Gene Ontology annotation, cellular component: cytoplasm; mitochondrion; peroxisome. Gene Ontology annotation, biological process: hydrogen peroxide catabolic process; cell redox homeostasis; cellular response to oxidative stress.
AUGUCUGGCCUCAACCCCGGUGACAGCUUCCCCUCCGACGUCGUCUUCUCCUACAUCCCCUGGGCUGAGGAGAGCAAGGAGAUCCAGGCUUGCGGUAUCCCCAUCAACUACAACGCCUCCAAGGAGUGGGCCGACAAGAAGGUCGUCCUCUUCGCCCUCCCCGGUGCUUUCACCCCCGUCUGCUCUGCUCGCCACGUCCCCGAGUACGCCGAGAAGCUCCCCGAGCUCAAGGCCAAGGGUGUCGACGUUGUUGCCGUCCUUGCCUACAACGAUGCCUACGUCAUGAGCGCCUGGGGUAAGGCUAACAACGUCACUGGUGAUGAUUUCCUUUUCCUUUCCGACCCCGAGGCCCGUUUCUCCAAGAGCAUCGGCUGGGCUGAUGAGGAGGGCCGCACUGGCCGCUACGCCAUCAUCAUCGACCACGGCAAGGUCACCUACGCCAAGCGCGAGCCCGCCAAGAACCACCUCGAGUUCUCGAGCGCCGAGACCAUCCUUAAGAACCUGUAAAUGCACCAAUUUCCAAUACUAUAGAGGUUGCAUGGGCUUGAUAGAUGGCGUUGACCUUUAGCUUUGUGGGAUAAUGACCUGGAAUUAAGGCAAACUAAAAGUCAUAUUAGAAAGAGCUAGAUUUCCCACUAGAUAGUUGAAGAAUCUCAACGCAUUACGAUGCUAUGAAAUC